AUGCCCCAGCGCUGCCUCGCCACCGAGCCUGACGGCACACAAUGUCGUCAUGGUGCCAUCUAUCCCGCCAUGAAUGGCAACAAAUACGUCAUGUCGCGCUGCAGUAACCGUGUCCAUCGGGAACAACGCGAUGACUUUAAGAGCGCGAGCGCAAGUCCUCAUCUAGGUAGUACGAAGAGCCCCGAUGAAGCUCAGAAGAGGGUGCGGUUUGUGCGUCCGUCGUCGGCAGUGGCUCUGGGAAGCAGCAAGACGAUUGUGAAAAUUGAGAAUGUUGCGGAGGGUACUGCGGCUGGUCGGGAACGGAAGAAGGGGGGUAUCGAGGAUGUAGAUGACACCGAGAACGACUCUGUCAUCGCAGACCUGCUCCGGGGUGACGUGAUGAGCCAAUUGGCGCGGAAGUCUGCAGACCACACUGCAUUCACGGACGAGACAUCCAAGACAGUAUCCGUCGGCGCGGCAUUCCCCUUAGCUCCACCUGCCCCCGUAGCAUCCUCUUCAGUAGCGGCCGCUUCCACAGAGAAGCUUCGACCUCGACAGGUUCGGGUCGUCACAAAGCAAGAGGAAGAGUGGUGUGAGAAGGUGCUCCAGCGCAUUGCAGAGGGACUGGUUGGAGAUGGAGUCACCGACACGGAGGAAGAUAUGACGGAGAUGCACAAUGGAACGAUGUCAUUCGCAAGUUUCGGCAGAAAGUGCGUGGUGUCUGCGAGAAUGGAUGCGAAAGCCGUAUUGCGGCUAUUCGCGCUCCGCAAGUGCUCCUCCUGCGACGACGACGACGACGACGACGACGACGACGAAAACUUACAAGUCUGCCGCCCAGGACUCUCCCGGACGAGCCAUCUCGGAAUUUACACUUCCACUGGAUCCCGCUACGGCACUGUCGAAGCGCCAGACAACCACGUUCCUAAUUUCGAAGCGCCGCACCGCCAAGCGGUCUGCCAUUCUUCGAAGGAUAACUGCAUCCGUUUCCCAUGGGCUUCCUUAUCCCGAAUAACCAUCCGCUCGCUGUUCCUCGAGCCAGUCAUCAAGGCCUGCAAAACUCGGUCCAACUCUUCGACGCCAACGCGCUUUCCCAUUGCACCAUGGCUCCACGCCGGAGCGCCCGCAACGAGGAACCAGCUCCAGUCCCUCGGGCCCCACAGCGUGAAGCGACUGGAGGCGUUAGAUCAGCCGGGACACCGAUCCGGUUCGCUGAUAGUCAAGAAGCCCAACCCGUUCGCCGCCGCCGCCGCAGCAAUUCCCCAAUCCCGGAGUACACGGUCGACCGCGUCUCGCGUUUGGAGAGGCACUCUGCUCUUUACCGGCGCCACAUAA
This is a messenger RNA of Trematosphaeria pertusa, 1311 nucleotides long. RefSeq lists its product as uncharacterized. The transcript is spliced from 6 exons. The coding region runs from base 1 to 1311 and encodes 436 amino acids. Lineage: Eukaryota; Fungi; Ascomycota; Dothideomycetes; Pleosporales; Trematosphaeriaceae. The record is from RefSeq and is a predicted model, not a curated record.